AUGAAGACAAUCUUGAAGAAACCGGCCGGUGAAUCCUCCUCAAAACGGAACCCGACGCCGCAGCGCUCCAGGUCAACACGGGGAGAGAUCAUGGCUACGAGCAUCGAGUCUCCCUCGGAAUCACCAGCGAAGACAGAACCCCAAUAUCCCGGGGCGGCUCGGAUUCCCAGGACACAGAUUCAUGAAGAACGAGCCAGGAAACUGGGCACCAACUACGGGGUGGAGAUCGAGCCCGGUGACUGGCAUUCGGCGGAAGGCGAAGUUUACCGGAUAGAGAAGCCCGUCCGCAUACGCAUCCACAGGGACUGCCACCGCCCACCCAAACGGACCGAGUCUCAGAAGAAGGCCAACCGGGAAAAGCGAGAGGCGGCAGCCCAGCAGCACCAAGAAUUCGCUCCCAUCAUCCCGCAUUACGGUCUCGCAGAGCCGAUCGUCGUCACACGCCCAAGUAAGACUGGUGGGCAAGCUUUGGUCCACAAGCCUCCGCGCAUGAGGGUCCGGAGGAAUUGUCACAAAUGCGCUACUCUGUUUACACCGAAUAAUCGCAUCUGUGGCACCUGUGGCCAUACACGAUGUGACGAUUGUCCCAAGUCACCUAACAAGAAGAAGAAGUACCCUUACGGGUAUCCUGGGGACGAACCGGGCCCCAAAUCGUCGUCCUUCCACGCGUGUCACGAAUGCAACGAAAAAUUCCCUCCGAACUCAGAGGACGGGACCGAGUGCGCUCAAUGCUCUCACGAGAAGUGUGCAAGCUGCCCCCGAGUGCCACGCGUGAAAGUGCAGCCCGAACCCGACGCCGAGCUACUAAGGGGUAUUUCAAGCCGGUUUGAACAGCUCGAGUUGAGCUGA
This is a messenger RNA of Neoarthrinium moseri, 849 nucleotides long. RefSeq lists its product as uncharacterized. The transcript is spliced from 4 exons. The coding region runs from base 1 to 849 and encodes 282 amino acids. Lineage: Eukaryota; Fungi; Ascomycota; Sordariomycetes; Amphisphaeriales; Apiosporaceae. The record is from RefSeq and is a predicted model, not a curated record.